Adineta steineri is the source of this 873-nucleotide messenger RNA. Lineage: Eukaryota; Metazoa; Rotifera; Eurotatoria; Adinetida; Adinetidae. The record is from the annotation of a GenBank genome assembly.
AUGAAUUCGAAAUUAAAAAUUUUACAUAUUAUUGCUUAUUCACAUCUAGAUAUAACUUAUCUUUAUGCUUAUCGUUGGGAAAAACUAAUUUCACAAAAUUUUCCUCUAUUAGAAAAAUUUUCUUUAUGUUUUCGUGAAUCAGGAUAUGGUCGUAAUUGUCCGAUUUAUGAUGGAGAAAGAAAUCAAUUCAAUUCACCAUUUUGGAUUCAACGAAAUUUGAUUUUCGAUAUAGAGAUUUAUGAAUAUAAUAUUCAAUAUUAUGUCCGUUCAUACAAAAAAAGAUGGUAUAAUUAUAUAAAUUCUUCUCAUGAACAUUCUAAAUCAACUCAAUUGACAAUCAAAUAUGUUUAUUCUGGUGAACCUGCUAAUAUUCUAUUCAAUCGAAUUAAAUGUGUUUUAAAUGUCACACAAAUUUCUCAUUUAAAUAUUGAGCAACACAUUCUUAAUGAAAGUUUAAUGCAAAUACUACAUUUAUUACCUGAUCUUAUCUCAAUAAAUUUAUAUUCUUUAGAAUUUUAUCGAGAUACUUCAGCUUUAAAUCAAGAAUAUCCUACAACAUCUGCAUUCGAACAUGCAAAAAAUAUAAAAUAUGUUUAUUUGGACACGGCAUCUACUAUUAAAGAUAUUUAUUUUCUCAUGUCAUUUUGUCCUCAAAUGGAAUAUCUUAGUGUUGAAUGUAUAAAAAAUAUAAAUAUUGAACCAAUUUUAAAAGAAAUUAAUCAAAAACAUUAUGAAUAUUUACAUUUAUUAUGUAUUUUUAUAAGAACAGCAGAUGAUCAAAUGAUAAAACAAUUAAAUCAAAUGAUUUAUGAUGAAAAACUUUUAUUAGAUUAUACAAUUCAGCGACAACGUUAUCAUAUUUACUUCAAAUAG